This is a messenger RNA of Jaminaea rosea, 1107 nucleotides long. RefSeq names its product S-adenosyl-L-methionine-dependent methyltransferase. The transcript has 2 exons. Lineage: Eukaryota; Fungi; Basidiomycota; Exobasidiomycetes; Microstromatales. The record is from RefSeq and is a predicted model, not a curated record. The coding region runs from base 106 to 981 and encodes 291 amino acids. Gene Ontology annotation, molecular function: S-adenosylmethionine-dependent methyltransferase activity; O-methyltransferase activity.
UGUUGAGUUCUUCCUGCGCAUCAAAGCUUCUCGAGGACGGCCAGCUCUGCCUUCUUUCCGUCUCUCCCAUCCAAACUCCAUCCACUCAAUCAUCCAUCUGCAAGCAUGUCAGGACACGUCGACAUCCCCGCCGAGACACCUCUCCUUUCGGCCAGCAAGCUAGUCUCGUCGGCCCUCUCCAAGCUGCAGCAGGGCCAAUCGACAGACCCUUCAGCCCUCAAACAGCUCCAGCUCGCCCUCUCCAUCCUGACGUCCCUCGACCCUUACCUCGACACCCACUCUUCACCCGCUUCGCCAGCCCUCUCUUCCCUCCUCAAAGCCACCCUCGAGGAAGACUGGACAGCGCGUCACAAGGAGGGCAAGACGACGUUCCCCAUGGCGGCAGGCUGGUCGGCUGGAGCAUACGAGGGAAACUUUGUCGCUCACGUCGCCAGGUCCAUUGGCGCUAAGAGGGUACUGGAAGUAGGCAUGUUCACCGGUACGACUACUCUUGCUGUGGUUGAGCGACUGCCGCCUGCUAAAGAAGGCGGAAAGAUUGUAGCUUUGGAACUGGACGCUUGGUUGGGGGACUUUGUGAAGCCACACUUUGAGAGAGCGGGGUGCGCCGACAAGUUCGAACUGGUCACGGGGCCAGCAAAGCAGUCGUUGGAUGAAUUGACAAAGCGCGGCGAGGAGCCAUUCGACUUGGUCUUCAUUGAUGCGGAUAAGACGGGGUACGAGGGGUACUUUAAGCAGAUUAUGGAUGGGGGCCUGCUGAGGAAGGGCGGUGUCUUCUUGGUGGACAACACGCUCUACAAGGGCGCCCCGCUCCUCUCAAAGCAGUCAGACCGCAAGGACCUCUACGGCUCGGUGGAUGGCAUCGCGGAGGACAACGCUGAGGCCCUCGUCCGCUUCAACGACAUCGUUGCAAAGGAUGAUCGAUGCGAGGUCACCUUGCUGCCCGUCCGCGAUGGGCUGACGUGGAUCAAUAGAGUAGCUUGAGGUCUUCAGCCGAUGGGCAGGGAUGAAGGAAAGAAUAGGAAGCAAGCAGGCAGACAGCGAAAAUUAAGGUAGUAUCGGGCAAGCAUAGAAGCAAAUAGAUGAAUGAUGACCAAGUCGCAUAGCACC